AUGCAUCUGACAGCACCUGUCAACUGGGAUAUUACGGGAGACAACAUCGAGAGACUCAUGUUCCACCACGUGCAUAACUGCACCGUUCCAGACUUCGGAGCCUCUACGCCUUUGGCAAAACUUUGGAGCAAUUACAUCCUACCUCUAGGCUACUACUCCGAUUCCGUCAAGCAUGCCGUCAUCGCCCUUGGCUCCGCCCACAGAGCAUUCUUGGAAAACCCCUUUUACGAGACACAAGCGACGGAGAGCUCGUUGGAACUGAGCGAUGUAUCAACGCGGCAUUACCGAAAAGCCGUCUCAGAAGCCAUCCAAAUUAUGGCUGACCCAUCACCAGUCAACAUCAGAAUCACCCUGAUCAGUUGUCUAGUCUUCGUCUGUUACGAAAUCAUCCGAGGGCAAUAUGACAAAGCCGUUCAACACUUGAGAUCCGGAGCAAAGGUUCUUGACUCACUUCACCAAGCAGCACUAGCAUACCGACGAAAUCCAGCCUCGCUCUCCGCUUACGACAAGUGUCUCGCCGAAACCGUCGAAAACCAUUUCAUCCAGCUUUGCGACAUAGCCGGCAUGUUUUCGUGCAUGGGCAUGGAUGCGUCAAUGCUAAUCGAGGAGGACGUGGUUCCUGAUCUGUCCUUCUUCGUUCAAGACGAAGAGAAAGACCAGACCAGACCCUUCACUAGUGUCGCCGAGGCCCGAUACCAGCUUCAUCUCGUCGAAGUCAUGUUCUCCGAAGCGUUCGAUGAGUCGUGGGUAUCCUGCAGUGAAGGCUCCACGUGCAGAUCAUGUCCCUCUCCGCCUGAGAAUGGCAAGGACUCGCCUGGAUCAACGACUUCGAGGAGCUCAACAAAACAGGCCGAAUGGGAUUUGGCCGAUAAACAUUUCAAAGAGUGGUGCGUUCGCUUCGACGCCUUUCAAAAGGGCCUGCCGGAACGCAUCGAUCAGGCGGAUAGAGAAGAGCUUAAGGCCUUGGACUUCUCCAGGAAGAGUUGGGAAAUCUUCAACUCGCACGACACGCCCUGCGAUAUGAAGCAUUCGGAUAUGGGAGUUUUGAAUGAGCUAGUGGACAUGGCUGAAGACAUCAUCCUCGGCAAGACGCAAGGAACGAGGCCCACCUUCUCACUCGCGGCAGAUGUGGUGCCUUCGCUGUCGUACAUCUGCGCGUUCUGCGAGAACGACGACUUGGAACGACGAUGCAUCGAUGCCUUGCGGAGGAUGAAGAGAAGAGAGGGAAUGUGGGACAGUCAAGAGAUGGCCAAUCUUUAUGACUUCAUCCUUCAAGCCAAGUCGGACAACACGUGGAAAGACGAGUACAACUGGGAAAGCCUUCCCAACCUGGCAAGGCGGAUGAACAAUUUGUCAAUCUCGAGCUCAGGCCGGGAAGGGUCGCCAACUCCGUCAUCGAUGCUGAGCCUCCUCUGA
Colletotrichum chrysophilum is the source of this 1416-nucleotide messenger RNA. RefSeq lists its product as uncharacterized. The coding region runs from base 1 to 1416 and encodes 471 amino acids. The record is from RefSeq and is a predicted model, not a curated record. The transcript has a single exon. NCBI's taxonomy places the organism in Eukaryota, Fungi, Ascomycota, Sordariomycetes, Glomerellales, Glomerellaceae.